CCCCACGCCAUCGCCACCCACUCGCGAACUAGACAGAAACCGCAAGAAACCAAACACCUUUUACUGGACGAGGUGCUCGUCGUCGUCGUCGGCGGCGGUCUUUCGGGUGACGGGAUGGGAGGUGUUGAGGCGGAUUGCGACAGGAUCAGGGGCCCGUGGAGUCCCGAGGAGGACGAGGCGCUGCGGCGGCUGGUGGAGCGGCACGGGGCGCGGAACUGGACGGCGAUCGGGCGGGAGAUCCCCGGGCGGUCGGGGAAGUCGUGCCGGCUCCGGUGGUGCAACCAGCUCUCGCCGCAGGUGGAACGGCGGCCGUUCACGCCCGAGGAGGACGCCACCAUCCUGCGCGCGCACGCGCGGCUCGGGAACCGGUGGGCCGCCAUCGCGCGGCUCCUCCAGGGCCGCACCGACAACGCCGUGAAGAACCACUGGAACUGCUCCCUCAAGCGGAAGCUCGCCGUCGCCACCGCCGGGUCCGCGCCGGGCGUCGUCGCCGAUGCCGCCGCCGAGGUCGUCGAGCGGCCGUGCAAGCGGCUGAGCUCCACGCCGGACAGCCCGUCGGGGUCUGGUUCCGCGUCGGACCGCAGCGACCUCAGCCACGGCGGCGGUAGCGGCGGCUUCGGGCAGAUUUUCCGGCCGGUGGCGCGGACCGGCGCGUUCGAGCCGGUCGACUGCGCCAUCAGCCGGCGGCACGAGGAGGACCCGCUCACCUCGCUCUCCCUCUCCCUCCCGGGGAUGGACCAGCGCUUCAACCACGACAGCGCCCACAGCCACUUCCAAGAACUCCCCUCCUCUCCGUCCCCACCACCACCGCCCCCCUCGAAGCCGGCGGCGCAGUACCCGUUCACCCCCGAGUUCGCCGCCGCGAUGCAGGAGAUGAUCCGCGCCGAGGUGCACAAGUACAUGGCGAGCGUCGGCGUCCGCGCCGGGUGCGGCGACGCCGGCGGGGCCGACCUCCACAUGCCGCAGCUGCUGGAGGGCGUGAUGCGCGCCGCCGCGGAGCGCGUCGGAGGAGUCGGGAGGACGCACUGAUCGAACCUAGCGUCCAUUUAGAAUCUCUACUGUCGUUUCAACUAUUUUUUCUUUUUUUUAAAGUUUGUUCCCAAACUGCUGUGAAAACCGAAACAGUAGUCCAAAAUGGAAGGAAGCAGUAAAAAAAAAAAAGAAGGCGAGGAGAGAUGGGAAAGAAAUGUGCGAACUACGAAAAACAGUAGCUCGGCUACCUAUGUACAGCAAAUGCAAAAUGCAAAUCGAAAUGGGGAAAGUAAAAGUGGUGGUGAAUCAUGAAAAACGA
Molecule: messenger RNA, 1291 nt
Organism: Oryza brachyantha (malo sina)
Lineage: Eukaryota; Viridiplantae; Streptophyta; Magnoliopsida; Poales; Poaceae
Product: transcription factor MYB77-like
Exons: 1
Coding region: 115-1029 (304 amino acids)
Biological process (GO): regulation of DNA-templated transcription
Cellular component (GO): nucleus
Molecular function (GO): RNA polymerase II cis-regulatory region sequence-specific DNA binding; DNA-binding transcription factor activity, RNA polymerase II-specific
Source: RefSeq, a predicted model, not a curated record